Molecule: messenger RNA, 3643 nt
Organism: Mya arenaria
Lineage: Eukaryota; Metazoa; Mollusca; Bivalvia; Myida; Myidae
Product: RNA-binding protein 25-like
Exons: 3
Coding region: 2-1684 (560 amino acids)
Source: RefSeq, a predicted model, not a curated record
GAUGGCGUCGAAUCAGGAAGAAACUCUGAGCAUCGAUGUAAGCGGAUUUUUCAGCGCUUUCGUGAAAGCAGACAGUGACAGUGAAACGGAAGACGACGAUGAAGUAUCCAUGUUUUGUACAGCCUGUCUGCACCCUUAUAACGGGGAGGAAAAGGGUGGAACCAUCGUUUUGAAGUGUAAACGGUGCGGUCAAACCGACACGAUUUUGGAGGAAAAAGUGGGAAAUAUCAGUCCUAGACAAUGGAUUGGCGACGCUAUGAGGAAUCGAUUUCUACAGGUGGUCAAAGAGCAAGAAAAUCUAAAACUGAACUUAGUGGAUCCAAACUUUCAAGAAGACAACUACAAAAGGAUUACACUUGCCCUCCAGGAGUAUACACACAACAUACAGGCAGUGGCUGAGUGCAUGUAUGAUGUCGUCAAACAGCUCAACUUUCCAGACAUCGAUGAUAGUCUGACUGUGAGUGUUGAACGAGAAGCAGUUGAAAUAGAAGCUAUGAGAGCAACUAACAGACUGAUAAAGAUUCACAAAGCUCUUUUGGAAAAUAGCAACAGUGGCCUUGAACCUCUUGAGAGUGAGACCCAGAUAUGUAAAAGAGGAGGGAGACGAAAAGGCGGAGUGAAAAAGGAGAUUGAAUACACUGAAUAUGACAGUGACACCAAAGCAAUUAUUGAAAUGUCAAGAGAGCAUUCUCAAACUCUUGGAAAUACUGUUCUUACACUGAUAAAUGAGCUUAUUGAUAAGUAUGAUUUACCAAAGGAUUUGAUGGAUAGAUUAGAGGAGAGGAUUAUUAAACAGUAUCAUGAGGAUAGAGAGAAAGAAAACAGGAGGGUGAAGAAAGAUAGGCAGAAACAGUUUGAAGCAGGUUUGAGUAGCAAGAAAGCUAGGAAGAGACAGAAACGAGCAAUGUAUAAGAAGAGGGCUGCUGAAGCAGAUAAGAAUAAAGAUGAUGUUCAGAGAAAAAAGGAUGAGUGCAAUGAUACAGCUGAAAGUGUUCUAGAAAAUAAGGAAGAUGCCACUGAAAAUGUCAAGGAUUCAGAGAAUGAGAAAAGUGAGACAGAUGAAAGCAUACAAGAAAAGAGGGAUAACGAUCCUUUUGUUGAGCAAUUCUUCUCAGUUUUGGAAGAGAAGUUCUCCAUUAAAUUUUAUGAAGAAGAACUGGUUACAGGUCUGAUAUCUGAUGUGACUGAUGAAGAGAUAGAAAAGAAAGAAGAAUCAGAAUCUGCUGAUAGUGACAAAGAGAAUGAUUGUAAGGGUGCUGAGGGUGGAACAUCACCAGAGAGAAGAAUUCAGAAGAGGGAAAUUUCAAUGCAGUUUAAGAAAACAAGUGAUGGGUUCAUGGUGAAUUUUUACACAUUAUCUGCAGCAUUUAUCAAUGAGCUUCAAGCAAUCAAAAGUAAGUCACUGGAAAGUAGAAAAGAGAAAGCAUUAGCAGAGCUGCAUACGCGAAUUCAAAGAAUGAAAGAUGAAAUGGAAAAGAUUGAAGACGUCGUGACAGCAGAGUUGAGCAAAGCUUAUGAGAGAAAGAUAAAGAAGUCAGUGAAGCAGCAACAGGUGAUGAAUGACAGGAAGAGGCAGCUGAAAGAUGCAAAGAAGUGGAUAGAUUUCUAUGCCAGUACAGGACAGCACGACAAGAUUAGAGAAAUGAGAGAUGAACUUCAUAGAGUUGUGGGAAAGCAAAAUUGAGGCAUCCGAUGUACAGUGUAGCUUGUCAGUUCAUUGAGCCUCUGGUAAUGAUGUUAAAUUUUGAUGCCUGGUUACCACAUAUACUUUUUGUUUCAUUUGAAAGAGUAGGAAUGGCUUAUUACUUAUUCAUGUAUGUAAAAAGAAAAACCGAAAAUUCGUUACAGACAAAAAAAGGUAUGGUAGAUGUCAAACAGCCUAAUUUUAUUCAAGUCCAAUAGACUUGUUUGUUAUAUAUUUUUCGGUAAAGAUGUUCCAAAUGAUAUCAAAAUAUAUGGGGUCACCAGGCAUCCUGCAUUUUUGGAAUGGGGCCUGGGCAUUUCUGAUUGAGAAAAAUGUGGCAUUUUGACUUAAAUUGGGAAUUUCAAUUAUGCCUAGAAAUGUACAAGAGUGCUUUAAUACAUAAACAGGAAAGAUAAAAUGAUGUGAUAAAGUUUGUUUCUUUAAUUUUGAAUUGUGCAGGUCCAUUCUGUAUCCACAAAUAUUAAUUAUAUUUUUUUUACAAAAUUGAACAAUGUUUUUUAGAAGUUUGGAAACAAGAAGGCAAAUGUUUUUAUUAACGUUGGAUGCAUUUAAAACAGUUAUUUUGCAUUUUAAUUGAAAUCAUGUUUUGUAGUUGAUUUCAUUUGCGUCAUUUAUUUGUUGAAGCAAUUUAGAUUUGAUUUGUUUUCACCUUUAGUACAAGUUACAAGGUCUGAGCAUCAUUUUUAUUCAGAGAAAUAUCCUGUAAAUUACUUUUUAGUGCAAGUGUCCCUGUUUCAAACAGUGACUGGUGUAUAUGUUUAACACUGAUGAUGCUAGCAUGCUUUUGCAUUAAACAAUGCUGUUUAAAAUAUUAAUGUAUGUGCAUAAAUAAUAUAUAUGUUGAAAAUAAAAUAUGAUGUUUUCAUGAUGCUGCAGUAAGUUUGUUAAAUCGAAAUGAAUUCUGCUCUAAUGUACAUUUUGUAAUUGUAAAUAAGUUGAAUUGAUAUUUUUGUAUAAUUGUCAAUUUUUUGAUGAAUUUAGGGCAAUUAGAAAAUGUUAAAUGCAUUUCAUUAUUUUUUUUCUGAAAUAUUAUUUGUCAAUUUCCCCUUGUAUUAUGUUUUAUUGCAAUGCGAUGGUGUUCAUUUAUCUUUCUGUUGUUAUCAUGGUAUGGUUAUGGUUUUGUUGAUUAUAUGUAGACUGUGAUUGUUGGAAUGGCACUUGAAGUGAUGUUGUUUAAAAUGAAACUCUUAUUCAAAAUCAAUACAUACACAUGUAUAACAAACAUAAAUUUUGACUGAUUGACCUUUAACUACUUACUAAAUAAUGCAUUUAUGGAUUUUUUUUACUGAUAACAAGAGUGUAACCGUGUAUUUAAUAGCAGAAAGUACAAAAAUAUUAACUGAUUGGUGAAUGCCAAAAGAUUUACUGUGGUCUACUAUAGUCUCAUAUGGUAGAAAUACCGUGUUUUAUGUUCAUUUCUUUCAAAGUAAACUCGGUAUUUUUCGACAUUUAUUCAUCCCUUUUGGAAGAUUAAAACAAUAUUAUUAAUUGUGGUAAAUUUUAUUUGGGAGUAAUAGUGGAUCUUUAAGGGUAAAGCACUUACAUUGAUACCGUUUAGGGGAAUGCUUUAAGGGGUUUGUUGAAUUUGAUCUCAUUUCAGAGCAAUAUAAUUAUAUUGGAAGCUAGUGACAGUAUUAUUGAUAUUAUUUAAGGAGCACCUCAUUUUUUUUAAUAUAAGUGGCCUUACAAUUCAUUAGACCUAAUAAAUGUGAUAUCAUGAUGUCAGGAGAUAAUGUUAGUGUUAUCAGAAAUUGUGGUAUAGUGUUAUCAAGAGGUGGUGUUGAUGUUAUCAGUUAGUGUGGGUUUAUUUUUGAUAUCAGGAGAUGUAAAGGUUGUCUUAAAAUGUAGUAUUGUUGUUGAUCCAAAAGUGCUUGAUUUCCGAAUGUGCUAUUUUGCAAUCAAAUUAUGAAAUGAAAUAAAGUCAUGAUUAUUUUCAUA